Syngnathoides biaculeatus (alligator pipefish) is the source of this 2211-nucleotide messenger RNA. It is a transcript of the gene pax4, whose product is annotated as paired box 4. Gene Ontology annotation, molecular function: RNA polymerase II cis-regulatory region sequence-specific DNA binding; DNA-binding transcription factor activity, RNA polymerase II-specific. The coding region runs from base 1165 to 2079 and encodes 304 amino acids. The transcript is spliced from 9 exons. The record is from RefSeq and is a predicted model, not a curated record. Gene Ontology annotation, biological process: regulation of transcription by RNA polymerase II; anatomical structure development. Lineage: Eukaryota; Metazoa; Chordata; Actinopteri; Syngnathiformes; Syngnathidae.
CUCCUCCUCUUCUUCUUCAUCUUUCACACUUGAACGCAGCACGUGGGAAAAGGAUGCGAGGGUCAUGUGACCAACCAACCCUGAAAGGAGAUUAACAGUUAUAACUUUUAAAACUUGGGAGAUGUCCUUUCGCCCCCUCCGCGUGUCCAACGCAUGGGGACGAGGAGGCGUUUUUCCGAGGGACGUGAAGGCAUCAUUUACGCAGUCAAUUGAAGUCAUGCAGCGUUCAUAUUUCAACCCCAUCUUAUUAAACACAUUUUAUGACACAGUGAAGAAUAAAACAUUUUUCAAAGUAAAAUAAAAGGCACAGAUGGGGGAUGAAUUCAAUUCAUUGCAUCAUGCUGCAAUUUUUUUUUUUUUUUAAUCUCUCAUCACAAAGUCAUUUGUGUGCAAGUCCUUAUUUUGACUCAAAACUGGAAAUACAUCCACCAUUAAAAAAAAAGUAAAAAUAGCAUGCUAAAUUAUUUUUGUAGUCUUCAAUUUAAAUAUCCCAAACCAAAAUGAAAAUGGACCUUUGUAGGGUGCCAAUGUUUCCUAAACGUCAACAGUGGGCACCUGCAUGAAAUAAAAGCUUAUCUUAAAACAAAUUAUGCACUUUUCUAUACAAGGAACUUUGUGACUAACAAAAUAAAGUUGCAACCAACAUAAAAAUCUUUGCGUUGCCACGGAAACGCUGCAAGCGAGUCGAAAGUUGACAUUUGUGUGUUUAUUUUAAUCGGCGCCUGACGUGCUCAAUAAAAGACGACUCUAAAUAAACAGAAGGCAUUAAAUUGAGUUAUGAGCUCGGAAUUCUUUCUUAGCCCGGCAGCAAGAUGAAAAUUGACAUUAAUAGUGGGAAAAUGUAAUUGCUUUUGCUUCUUUCCGAAAGCACCGAUGGGAAUCUGCCCUUGUGGAAUAAAUGUAGUUGAUUUUAGUAUCGCUGUGCACCAUAAACAGAAGUUUGGGGGAUUUGGGUGAAUCAAAAAAGUGAUUUUUGGAUGAGUCGGCCCCCUUCAAGUCCUUAUUUCGCAACGUUGAAGAUGGAAUAUGAAGGUUGGCCUCCGGCGAGGGGCUCGGCUUGAACGAGCCAAUGUUGACAUUUGAGGUGCCCCACGCGUCACCAGCUAUAAAUGGGCCGGGGGGAGGCGUCGGGAGCGCCACAAGUCACCUGCGCCCUGCACAGAGAUGCGCGGGGGCCAUCUUGAGCUGCCGAAUCAAGGAGGGGGAAGCGUCAAUCAACUGGGCGGGACCUUCCUCAACGGUAGACCCCUGCCGGACUCCAAGAGGAGGAAAAUGGUGGAGCUGGCCUCGGAGGGCGUGCGCCCGAGCCAGAUCUCCAGGAUCCUGAGGGUAUCCACAGGCUGCGUGAGCAAGAUCCUAAGCCGCUACCGCCUCACCGGCCUUCUCCGGCCCAAGACCAUCGGCGGGAGCCGGCCCCGACUCCUCACGCCCGCUGUCGUCGCCGCCGUCGUCCGCCACAAGCGGGACAAUCCGUCCGUCUUCGCCUGGGAGAUCAGGAAAAGCCUGCUGGCCGCCAGGAGCUGCAAGGCCUCCAAAGUGCCCAGCGUCUCGUCCAUAAACCGGAUUUUGAGGCGGAUCCUCUUGGAGCAGGGACUGUGGAGUGGCACGCAAUGUCACGGUGAAUACAGGUUGUGCAGCACCACAGAAGAAGAAGCAGCCAAUCCCGGGAAUCCCAAAAGUCCCCACCAGAGAAUCCGGACCGCCUUCACCCCGGAGCAGACCAAAGUCUUGGAAGAAGAGUUCUCCCGCAGCCAGUACGCCGACGUGUACACCCGAGAGAAGCUCUCCGCCCGGAUCCGACUGCCCGAGGACACCAUCAAGGUGUGGUUCUCAAACAGAAGGGCCAAGUGGAGGAGGGAAUUCCAACCAACAGUGCCUUCCACAGGCCGGACAGAUUUUUACGUUUUAUCGUGCCGGCAGAUGACGGCGGCCUCCCUCGACGGCGCCUGGCGGGUCUUCCCCGACGGCUGCGCAGGUUUCGGGUGUCCCACGUGCAUCUCCAUCAACGCCAGCGGCGUCCCGAAGACCCCAGGACCUGCGACCCCAGAGGCGGCCCGCCUUUUACCGCUCUCGCGUUGAACCGCUAUCGUCACUGCGCGCGAGACAAGCCCUGGCCUUAGGACGGAGCGCCACCCGGAGGAAGAGCACAGACCGCCCUCAACUGCCUCAUUUGACCUUGAUAUGGAAAGAUUUCAAAUAAAAAUAAAAUAA